GCCUUUGCCUUUUGUUUCUCACUUUCUCGUCGUCUCUCCUCUCUCUCUCUCUCCGCUCUUUGAAAGUAAAAAAAGUUGGUCGCUUUACUCAUUGAAGCAUUUACAGUACACAUUUUAAUCUCAAACAGCGAUGAUGCAUCGAAUUCUCCUGUUUGUGAUUUUGGGUUUUCUCCUAUCUCUUUCAGGUGUUGAACCGAUUUCGUUCAAGAUCACGAAUCGUUGCCGGAACACGAUUUGGCCCGGUUUGCUCUCCGGCGCUAACUCUGCGCCGCUCCCCACUACUGGCUUUCGUCUCUCUAGAGGGAAAUCCAAGACCGUCGCAAUACCACCGUCCUGGUCUGGUCGUCUCUGGGCACGAACCUUGUGUUCACAAGAUCCUAGUUCCGGUUCUUUCCUCUGCUUAACCGGAGACUGCGGCUCAGGAAAGGUUGAAUGUUCUGGCUCCGGAGCUAAGCCUCCAGCAACGCUCGCCGAGUUUACUCUCAACGGCACCGGAGCGCUAGACUUCUACGACGUCAGCCUCGUCGACGGUUACAACCUCCCCAUGCUUAUCUUGCCCAAGAAAAUCGUCCUUGGAGGAUGCGGAGCCACCGGUUGUCUCGUGGACUUGAACGGCGCGUGCCCCAGAGACCUGAAGCUGGUGGCGCGUGGGAAAGGAAACGGUGUGGCUUGCCGUAGCGCGUGCGAGGCAUUCGGCGAUCCAAGGUAUUGCUGCAGCGAUGCCUACGCUACGCCGGACACGUGUCAGCCUUCGGUCUACUCGCUCUUCUUUAAGCAUGCGUGCCCACGAGCCUACAGCUACGCCUAUGACGAUAAGACCAGCACUUACACUUGCGCCACCGGAGCCGAUUACUUCAUCAUCUUCUGUCCGCCGCCGUAUACAAGUUGGAUUGGAAUGAGAGUAAGUGUACACCAUUACGGGUAAGCAUUUGGCGUGAGCAAGUGUUGAUUGGAAUGGUUUAGUUUGCACCGUGUCAAAAUGAUUGGUUGGAUUGUUGAGUUCGACAAAGAUGGGAGUGAGGAGCUCCAUUGUUGAAACUGUACUUGGGUGUGAUGAGGUUAGCAAGAGUUGGUUGAUACGGGUUUUGUUUGCAGCGAGAAGCUGUUAGGAUCGAGGAAAGAUGGGGCAACUCUGCCGCUAGUAAACAAGAGCAUGAUACAUUUGCCGCAUCCGCACAGCAGCUGAGAGCCGCCUCUUUUAUAUGUAUAAAUAAAUAAAGUCCCUAUUGAUUUGCAUAAGGUCCUUUUUACAUUGUCUGGUGAGGUUACUUACUAAUUGUUAUCAUUUCCCUCUUCCUUGUUGUAGGCAGAUAGCAAAAUUCAUGUGUAGAAAAAUGUCAUUACGGUGAUACGAAGCAAAUUGUAAAUCUCUCUGUUCUGUUCUGUUCUGUCAUUCGAAAUUUUCCCAAGAGUUGUUGUUUCUGUCCUCUGCUUUUUUCUUGAAUCAUAAGAUAGAAGAAGUCCCUCUUAUGUAACGGAUGAUUUUUAAGAAAAUGAAUAUAAAAGUUAAUAAUGCGAGUAA
Molecule: messenger RNA, 1522 nt
Organism: Capsella rubella
Lineage: Eukaryota; Viridiplantae; Streptophyta; Magnoliopsida; Brassicales; Brassicaceae
Product: thaumatin-like protein 1b
Exons: 3
Coding region: 131-925 (264 amino acids)
Biological process (GO): defense response
Cellular component (GO): extracellular region
Source: RefSeq, a predicted model, not a curated record